AUGCUUCUUUCCUUGAUCACCACCGCAGCCUUGGUGGGAGCUGCGGCCCCGUCACCCCCCGUGUACACGAAUCGCUCCGAUCACUUCAUCGUGGUCCCCACGUUCCCGACACCUCAAUCAGCCGAGAGCACCGGCGAGGGGUGGAAGGCUGCCUUCGAGAAAGCCCAAGAGGCCGUCUCGCGGUUGAACCUGACGCAGAAGGUCGGCCUGACGACUGGCUUCACCUACGGCCUCUCGUGCAACGGCAACAUUGCUCCGAUUCCCGAGAUCGACUUCCCCGGACUCUGCCUCGCAGAUGGUCCGGUCUCUGUUAGGAUCGCAGAUCUCACGACGGUCUUUCCGGCGGGUUUGACGGCCGCAGCGACGUGGGACAGGCAACUGAUCUAUGAGAGAGGGCGCGGCCUCGGUGCGGAAUUCCGUGGUAAGGGCGCCAGCGUUCAUCUUGGCUUCGCCGAGGACGGCACGGAGAUCCAAGCCAUCUCUGCCAAUAUCGAUGACCGCACCAUGCAUGAGCUCUACCUCUGGCCCUUCGCCAACGCCGUUCGCUCCGGCGUUGUCUCUGUCAUGUGCGGAUACAACCGGGUCAACCAGACGUAUGCCUGCGAGAACUCCAAGCUGCUGAACGGGUUGCUCAAGGGCGAGCUGGGCUUCCAGGGCUACGUCGUCAGCGACUGGUACGCCACCCACUCGGGCGUCAACUCCGUCGAGGCCGGCAUGGAUAUGACGAUGCCGGGGCCCAUGAACACCGCCGCCACGACUCUCCCGGGCAUGCCCUCCUAUCUCGGCGGCAAUCUGACCCAGGCCGUGCUCAACGGCACCGUCCCCGAAAGCAAGGUCGACGACAUGGCACGCCGUGUCCUCUCUGCUUACUUCUUCCUCCACCAGGACGACGACUUCCCCUCCAUCGAUCCGUCGACGGGCUUCGUCUUCGCCGCGACGUACGCCUACCCCGACGAGUACCUGACCCUCGCGGGCUACGACCCGAGCAACCCGCCGCCGGCGCGCGACGUCCGCGGCAACCAUUCCGAAAUCGUGCGCAAGGUCGCCGCGGCCGGCACCGUCCUCCUGAAGAACACAAACGGCACCCUCCCGCUCAAGGAGCCCAAGAACGUCGCCGUGUUCGGCAACGGCGCCGCGGACGUCAGCGAGGGUCUGACGUACACGGGGGACGAGAGCGGUCCCUGGGGCGCCAACGUCGGCGCCCUCAGCGUUGGCGGCGGCUCCGGCGCCGGACGGCACACGCGCCUCAUCUCCCCGCUCUUCGCCAUCCGCAACCGCGUGGAGGAGGGCACCGCGGGCGGCCGGGUCCAGUACCUUACCGACAACGCCAAGAUCGUCGAGGGCGACUUCACGUCCAUAUACCCCCCGCCGGACGUGUGCCUCGUGUUCCUCAAGACCUGGUCUCGCGAGGGGACGGAUCGUCUCUCGUUCGAGAACGACUGGGAUUCGACGGCCGUCGUGAACAACGUCGCCAGGAAGUGCCCCAACACCGUCGUCGUCACCCACUCCGGAGGCAUCAACACCAUGCCCUGGGCCGACAACCCCAACGUGACGGCAAUCCUCGCCGCGCACUAUCCCGGCCAGGAAAACGGACAUUCCAUUGUGGACGUCUUGUACGGGGAUGUCAACCCGUCCGGUCGUCUCCCAUACACCAUCCCCAAGCAGCCUGCGGAUUACGACUUCCCCAUUGUCAAUAUUACCGUAACUCUCGCGCAGGACCCUGAUGCCUGGCAGGCUGACUUCACUGAGGGGCUUAUGAUCGACUACCGUCAUUUCGAUGCCAAAAACAUUACGCCGCAGUAUGAAUUCGGCUUCGGGCUCGGCUACACCACAUUUGCGCUCGCCGGUGACGCUACCUUUGCCCCGAAGAGCGAAAAUGUUUCUGCCUACCCUCCGCCGGCUGCGAGAGCUUACCCUGGGGGUAACCCGGCGCUCUGGGACACCAUCGGCUCCAUCUCGGCAACGGUGGAGAAUACCGGAAGCGUCGAUGGCGAGCAGGUCGUGCAGUUGUAUGUGUCGCUCCCCAGGCGGGGCGUCCCCAGCAACACACCUGUCCAGAUCCUGCGUGGAUUCGAGAAGGUCGCCCUGGCACCGGGGGCAUCCAAGUUGAUCGAGUUCCCCGUCCUGCGUCGUGACGUGAGUUUCUGGAACACCACAGCGCAGGACUGGGAGCUUCCGGUGGGCGAGAUUGAGUUCCGUGUCGGCUUCAGCUCCCGAGACAUAAAGUCAAAGACAUUUGGCACCUUUUUGAGUUUCGACAUCUCUCCCCAUUAG
Molecule: messenger RNA, 2274 nt
Organism: Colletotrichum higginsianum IMI 349063
Lineage: Eukaryota; Fungi; Ascomycota; Sordariomycetes; Glomerellales; Glomerellaceae
Product: Glycosyl hydrolase family 3 N terminal domain-containing protein
Exons: 4
Coding region: 1-2274 (757 amino acids)
Biological process (GO): glucan catabolic process
Molecular function (GO): beta-glucosidase activity
Source: RefSeq, a predicted model, not a curated record